AUGAUGUGUCUUAUGAAAUUAUUUAAAAUGAGCUUGUUAUUGGCCCAACUUACUGACUCACCUAAGCCUAGAAAUGCUAUGGCUGGUGUUGUUAAGAUUGGAUAUUUGAAAAAAAAUAAGAAUAUGAGAAAAAAGUUUUUUGUACUUCGAGAAGAGACCGCAGGUGGUGGACCUGCACGCCUCGAGUAUUAUGAAACUGAAAAAAAAUGGAGAAACAAUGCAAUGCCUAAAAAAGUCAUUGUGUUAAAGUCGUGCUUCAAUAUAGACAAACGUGUAGAUGCGCGUACUAAAAAGACACUGAUAUGUUUGUAUACUAAGGAAAGUUCCUUUUAUAUACAAUUCGAUAGUGACAAAGAAUGUGACGAGUGGUUGGACCUUAUGUUAGUUUUACAACGAGUUACUAAAGAUUUUGGACCUGGUGUUUCACUCAAAGAACCUUUCGAGCAUAUUUGGCACAUCUCUAUACUAAAAAAAGAGUUGGGAAUGAAUGCAAAUUUAAUAGGCAUGACUGGACUCUGUUUAUGUGACAAAAAAGUGAGCAUCAUGAAAUAUCCCACUAAAUCAAAAGAACAAAAAUCUAUGGAUAUAAUGUUGUCAAGUAUUCGUCGAUGUGGAGCUUUGGGUACAUUUUUUUACAUGGAAGUAGGACAAAGUUCUCCAUUUGGACCUGGUCAUAUAUGGAUGGAUACAUGGAACGAUGAUGUUGCAACUAGUGUUCACGAAACUAUAAUGGGCGCAUCAAGUCGAAAUCAUGAUCCUAGAUUUAGAAUGAGAUCAUCAUCAUUUAAUGAAGGAUCACGACUUAUAAACUAUCCAAUAAGACAGCGUUCUAGUUGUUUUUAUGACGAAAAUCACCCUGGGCUUCGAUAUAAAAAUAAUAGUCAAAGUUCCUCAACUUUAAAUAAUGGAAAUAUUGAUUUAACUCGUGCAGUAUCAGUUAGGGAGCGUUGUGAUAGCAUGCCAUUGCGACCACGCACUAUUAGUGAAAACACAACUUCAUCGACGCGUUCUUUCAAUGGAAUUUUAUCUCCAAAACAAACUUUCCACAAAGGUUGUAAUUGUGUUUCAGCAUCUUCAUCAUUAUCAGCGUUUAACGAUUCUAACUUGAGUACUUGGGAUUCGUCACUAUCAAAGUCUACAGAUACCACAGAUGGAAUCUCUUCAUUUUAUACGAGUCUUAAUGACCACCGUUCUGCAAUACUUGAGGAAAAACAAGAAGAUUUUGUUUCUUAUACUCCAUUAGACAAAGAAGAAGAUUCUUUGAGACAAACAAGUGACAGUUAUGUUAAUAAUAAUAUUAACUUGAUUAACAACAAUAUUGUUGGUAAUAAAUCCAGUUCCUCUUCUCAGGCGGGUUCUUGUUGUGACUCAAAUAGUCCAUAUGGCUCACCCAUCAAUGUAGAUGAUGCAUAUACUCCUUUAAACCCUUCUGGUACGUCUGAAACGUCUCCACCACCAGAUGGAUACCUUCCAAUGAAACCAGGAUAUACGUUUUCUAGUAACUGUGUAAAUGUUAUGCCAUUGGAAGGACAUAGUAAUUCUAAACAAGAACCUACUGAAAUGCCUCAAACAGAAUUUGAAUCACCUGAAGGCUAUGUUCCUAUGGCACCCGUUGGUAGAAUGUCUGAUUAUGUGUCUAUGGAUUGUAAGCAAGGAUCUAUUGAAUCUGGUACACCUUCUACAGACACACGCUUUUCUGACAUUCAUCUGGAUAAAGUGUGUGCUUACCUUACACCAUCUGAGGACGAAGGACCUAUUGAAAGGCCUACUCGAGCCUAUUCUGUUGGUUCCAGACCAGAUGGCUUGAGAGAGAAAAUUGACAAAUUAGCUGAUCGAACAAGAACGCGUGCAUUUUCAGUUGGCAGCCGCGGUCGAUUACCCCCAACUGGGCUACCUCGGAAUGGAUAUCAGUCUGGUUCGACCAGUAUGUCUGAACAUAGUGAUAGUGGCGAUCGAAUGGAAAUAGAUUUUAGUUGUAAUUCAAAAUCUCGUCGUCAUUAUUCGGCAACAUGUCGCACCUUGUCUAUUCAGCCACCAGCAGAUUUAUCACCAAGGUCAUCACCUAAACUUUGUCCUUCUCCUGAUCCGUCAUACACUCAUAGACCAACUGGUCGUUCCCCUCCAAAAUCUAUAGUGUCUUCUGUAGAUAUUAAAAGGACACUAUCUGGAGCUGUUCAUGGUAUUUCCAGAUCACCUCCAACAUCUUCACAUACGUAUUUGUCACCUACAUUAGAAAGAGUUUCAGAGGUGCCUGGUAUUGAACUUGUUGAUAGUUACACACCAAUGAAACCGAGCCAAGGAUUACUUCCCUGUGAAAACACAAGUAUGGUGGUAGAAGAAUCAAAUAAAAAAAAUUAUGUAAAUGUAUGGGAAGCCGCAAGUAGUACAUUUCCACUCAUGAAAAUGAUUGGAGGUUUGAAUUGGAAAAAAAACAAAAAACGUAACACAGCUCCAGUUCUAGAACAACUUGUUCCCAUGGCUGAUGAAGGCAUUGAUGAAGUAGAUGGUUAUACAACUAUUAGGCCAGGUGUCAUGGUUGAUGAAGGCAUUGAUGAAGUAGAUGGUUAUACGACUAUUAGGCCAGGUGUUCAUACAAUACCGGUACGAGAACAACAGAUCGGUCAGUCUUCUGAUGCCGUGUUAGAUGCCAUCUGUGAUGGACUUGCGGAUAUAGUAUUCUCAGACCCAUCUCAUAUUGUCUCAUAUAAUUCUCAAAACCACUCUAAGUCAGAUAACUCUGUUACUUCGCUGGAUGGGUAA
Molecule: messenger RNA, 2760 nt
Organism: Macrosiphum euphorbiae (potato aphid)
Lineage: Eukaryota; Metazoa; Arthropoda; Insecta; Hemiptera; Aphididae
Source: the annotation of a GenBank genome assembly